Molecule: messenger RNA, 2278 nt
Organism: Perca fluviatilis (European perch)
Lineage: Eukaryota; Metazoa; Chordata; Actinopteri; Perciformes; Percidae
Gene: tusc2b
Product: tumor suppressor 2, mitochondrial calcium regulator b
Exons: 4
Coding region: 268-603 (111 amino acids)
Biological process (GO): inflammatory response; regulation of mitochondrial membrane potential
Cellular component (GO): mitochondrion
Source: RefSeq, a predicted model, not a curated record
CAAUAUCUUUACCAGCCCGCAGAGAAAAACACGGAGAAGAAGAACGUGCAACAUUAGUUGGCAUAAACCAAACAGCUAGCUAGCGUUUUCUUGUAUAGAUUUAGCAACCCACCAAGACUAAUUCAUCAAAGAACAUUUCAUACCUGCGAACACACCAAACCCCACUUUAGGUUUCAUAUUCUGAAAGUCACAUUACAUCUGGUACAGUAACACUGUAACACUACUGGCAGGCCUGUGACCCAAGAAAAUAAUGUGCUGCAGCUGAAGAUGGGUGGUAGCGGCUCCAAAUCCAAAGGAUUUUGGCCUUUUUCUGGCUCAGGUAGUACGGACGAUCCAACCAAAGAUGGAAACGAGCAGUCAAUGGCGAGAGUUCGAAGUUUCCCAAGUGCAACACCUUUUGUGUUAACUAGACGAAGCUCUAUGUACUUUGAUGAAGAUGGCGACCUGGCCCAUGAGUUCUAUGAAGAGGCAAUUGUGACAAAAAAUGGACGUAAAAAAGCCAAGCUGAAGAGGAUUCAAAAACACCUAACACCUCAGGGAAUUAUAAAGCUGGACAUCCCUUGCAUCCAUGUAGAUUUCCCAGUUGUCCUCUGUGAAGCCUGAUGAUGUCUGAGCAGUGUCUCAGACUAGCCACUGUGUCAACUCCGUCCUGUGGUUUCCCCUACAGCUGGAAGCCUGAACCACCUUUUAAAAUAACAUGAUCUCUUGAUAUAUGUGAUGCCCUUAUGUGGACAGGCUGAUGCAAUGUGUGCUGAGCCUCUGCAUGUGAUCUGUUUUGGCUUGUGUGCGAUUAGACACAGAAUAGGUCACCAAUGGAGAUCUAGAAGGGUGCCUAUUUGGCAAAACCUGCUCAGUUUACAGAUCAUGGUUUGUGUGCAUGUAAGUGUGAAUGUGUGUGCAGACAGAGUCCUGACUUUAUUGCUGCAGAUUGUUUUCUGGUAUGAUUCAUAGAACUUUAGGAGUUAGAGGAGAAUGUAACCAGUUCUUCCCUCUGUCACGAUCAUAUGAGUGGGAACGUUUUGAGUGCACACUUGUUUUUUGACACCAACAUGACUUGCUUUAUUAUGCAAAGAACAGGAUUUGCUUAUCGAUAAUAGCCUAGGGAGUUGACAAUCAGUGGCCCACAAAAUCUGAAGUGGAUUAAUGUCAUAUUAUAAUGUUGGAUUGACUGGCUUCAAUGACCUCAGAGCCACACCUGUACACAGCAGCAGUGAGUCUAGUAAGAGAUCCUGUUGUUUCAUUUGCUGCUUUGGCAUACUAUGUUUCACUUUUAAUUUAUUAUAACUGUUUUUUUAAUUACAAUAUCAAAUACUCAACUGUGUCAUGGUCUGGUUUUUUAUAUUAAUGCAUUAUAGCUGAACAUCUUAUUAAAGAGCCUUUACUUUCUCACAAGCUGUCAAGACAAAAGGGGAACGACACAUUUUAUAAUCAUGGCCUUAAUAACUCCUGCAGGCUUACAUUCUACAACUGAAAAGUUACAUGGUGGGUGUUUAAUUGGCUGAUUCUAGUUUAAAAAAUAAUCUGAAAAUAUUUUUAACUCAAGAUGCAUUUACUACAUAGGAGUUUUUUCAAUGGUUACAUUCUCCCCCACCAUGUACUGUAGGACUGCCUGUAAUGACAUGACCUAAGAACUAAACUUCGGUCUGGGAAGUUAGACCUGCAUGGUGGGAAAUAUUUACAGCUUUAAGACUCUUGUUCUGCUGAGUAACACUGAAAUGUUGAAAAAGAUGAAGGAAGUUACUGGAGAAAAUCUCUUUUAAUUGUCAAAUAUGUCUUGCUACGCCAAGUCUUUAUUAUUUGGCAAGCUUAUAAGAGCUAGUAAUCAAAUAACUUACAGACAGAGAAUUCAGCUUUUUGGCAAAGGUAAAUACUAAAAUGAACUGACAGGAUCUGUUCACCCAUGUAGUGGAAUUAAUGCUCCUGACCUCCACCUGUGAUGAAAUUAGAUAGGAAAUUGCAAACUGUUGGGAGGUGAAGUGUGUGCGUGUGUGUCUGCUAAUGAAGCCUGGGUGAAGGUAAGCGAGGAGUCAAGUGAACCAAUGCAAUCUCCAUGGGAAAGGGGUUUCUACAAAGCUGUCUGUGAUGUUCUAUUCAGAGGAUAAAGAGGGCUGUGCCAAAACCCACUCCACUUUAUUGCUUCCAUGAAAUGAUUUUACUCUACACAAGUCUUUUUGUAUUUUAUUAACCUCUGGAUAAGUAUCUUUUCCAGCAGAGUCUAGGGGAGACAUGGCUGCACAAUUAUUUUUUGUUGUUUACUUAAUAAAGCUGUAAUAACAUG